UCGUUCCUCCAAGAAGCUCCUUCGGUUUCCUCAAAAUGAAGUCCUUCGUGUGUGUUGUUCUAUGCCUCGUGGUGGCCGCAUCCGCCAGCACCCAAAUGCAGGCAGCUGUCAAUGAUCUGGCGGCCGCUGGACAAACUUUAAGAAAUACCGUUCUGGCUGCAAACGUCCAAAAUCCAGCAAUUAAGAGCGUAUUGGCUCAAAUUUCCGCUGACGCCGAUGCCUUCAUUGCCAUUGCUCAGAGAGAUACCGCGAAACCAUGCCCUCUGGACGCCAUGAUGCAGAACGACCUGCUCGCCUCAUUUGGAAGCCUCACCAGCAUGCUCGGAGAACUGAACUCGGGAGUCCAGAACGCUGGAAACAUCCCAGUCGUAAAGGAUGCUCUGACCAGAUUCAUCAUGAAUGGAAACCCGGUGUUGAACAACAUCCAGAACGUGCUGGCCAGUAUUCCCGACGGUUCCGCCGCUGAAGCCGUUGAUGCCAUCCGCAAGGUUCAGAGUGAUCUCGCUUCCCUGCAAGUUGCCGCCCAGUUGUAAUUUUCUUAUCACCAAGGGCUCAAUGUAGCAAAAUUAGAAAAUUUUACCCAG
Uranotaenia lowii is the source of this 584-nucleotide messenger RNA. RefSeq lists its product as uncharacterized. Bases 36 to 533 code for a protein of 165 amino acids. Lineage: Eukaryota; Metazoa; Arthropoda; Insecta; Diptera; Culicidae. The transcript is spliced from 2 exons. The record is from RefSeq and is a predicted model, not a curated record.